CGAACCCCUUCCAUAAUUACCAAUUUGUCAUUUUCUUGUUUCUCUUCAGUUGCUUCUCCCGCCAAGUCCUUGGAUUCAAAUCCGUUCAUCGUCGAUUACCUGGUCAAUGCCUUCGGUCUGUCCAAAACUCAAGCACUUUCUGCUUCGAAGCCAAGGAUGGGGGCGAAAGACACUAAAAAGCCAGAAUCCGUUGUUCUCUUUCUCCGCCAGUUGGGAUUCUCGGAAGUUCAUGUUCGAGAUGCUGUGCGAGUUUCACCUCAAAUCCUAUUUGCAGAUAUCGAGAAGACCCUUAAACCAAAGCUCCAGUUAUUCCAAGAAAUAGGUCUCACCGGAUCCGAUCUGGGUCGAUUCAUUUCGAAGAACGCAAGUCUCUUAUCCGUUAGCUUGGAUCGAAGAUUGAUUCCUUGCAUGGAGAUUCUGAAGAAGAUCUUAUCUCUCAAUGGUGAUCACCGACGCUUGAUUCUGGUUCUACAGAGAUGCAAAUGGGUCCUCACCAAAGUCCCAGAAGCAAGGCUGUUGCCCAACAUUUCCUUAUUUGAGAGCCAUGGUGUUGUUGGAUCUCAGCUCUCAACGCUCUUUAGUCGGCAACCAACGUUGUUUCUCAUGAGAGAAUCUGCGAUUACGGACCAAGUUAGAAGGGUUGUGGAGAUGGGUUUCUCUGCUGAUUCAAGGAUGUUCGUCCACGCCCUCCAUACUAUUAGUUGCAUGAAACCCGAGACUUUUAGUAGGAAAUUCCAGUUAUUUCAGGAAUUUGGUUUCACAAAGGAGGAAUGUAAGACUAUGUUUAAAAAGAUGCCAGUUCUGUUCAGAUGUUCCGAGGAAAAGUUAAAGUUAGGAAUGGAAGUCUUCAUGGACGCUAUUGGGUUUGAAAAGACGGUGUUGGUUCGUCGACCGACAUGUCUGAUGUAUAGCAUAGAGAAGAGAGUCGUCCCUCGGUACAGGGUCAUUGAAAUUUUGAAGUCGAAGAGGUUGUUGAAGAAGGAACCAAAAUUUCUUGAGGUGCUGGAAAUGCCUGAGGAGAAGUUCGUGGACAAGUUCCUUUCGAGAUUCAAAGAUGAUGCUGAGGAGUUGUUAAUUGCUUACAAGGGUGAUGUUUUGGACUCAUCUGAAGAAUACGAAUCUUCAUAAUUUUGGUUGAU
Molecule: messenger RNA, 1139 nt
Organism: Telopea speciosissima
Lineage: Eukaryota; Viridiplantae; Streptophyta; Magnoliopsida; Proteales; Proteaceae
Product: transcription termination factor MTERF5, chloroplastic-like
Exons: 2
Coding region: 157-1128 (323 amino acids)
Biological process (GO): chloroplast organization; regulation of DNA-templated transcription
Cellular component (GO): chloroplast
Molecular function (GO): double-stranded DNA binding
Source: RefSeq, a predicted model, not a curated record